CUUUUAGGUAUAACCAUUUGCUAUAUAACUUUAUUAUAGAAACCGAAAAGAAAUACCUCUAUAAAAUAAGCAUGUUGAAAAUACCUCAAGUCGGGUUUAACUCUAUGCUGAAGAAAGGCGCUCAGUCUUUUUCUGGACUAGAAGAAGCCGUUUUAAGAAACAUUAAUGCCUGCAUAGAGCUUACUGAAUUAACAAGAACUUCCCUGGGCCCUUUUGGCAUGAAUAAAAUAAUUAUUAACCAAAUUGAAAAGCUUUUUGUUACUAAAGAUGCUUCCACCAUUGUUAAAGAAUUAAGUGUUGAGCAUCCUGCCGCCCGUAUCAUUGUUUUGGCUUCCCAGCAGCAGGAUCGUGAAAUUGGGGAUGCUACCAACUUUGUUAUUAUUUUUGCUGGUGAACUAUUAAAGCAGGCAUUAUCACUUUUUCAGUUGGGCUUGCAUCCCAACGACGUUAUCACCGGGUUUAACGACGCUUGUGAAAAAGCACUUACCAGUCUUGGAGACUUGGAGUGUUACAGAUUAAAAAACUUCAAGGAUGUGGACGAAGUCGCCAAGUGUUUGAAAACUUCUAUUGGAAGCAAGCAGUACGGCUAUGAAGAUUUCCUUGCCCGACUGGUGGCUCGUGCGUGUGUAGACGUCUGUCCUGCCUCACACCAGCGCUUUAAUGUUGAUAACAUCCGCGUCACGAAGAUCCCUGGUGGUAGCAUCCUGGACUCAAGCAUCGUUAACGGUAUGGUCCUCCAGCGCGCCGUCGAAGGCACCAUCACCCACGUGGAGGACGCGGUUGUUGCCGUCUAUUCCUGCCCAGUGGACAUUUCCAGGACCGAAACAAAAGGAACUGUUCUUAUUAGGACAGGAAAAGAACUAGAAAAUUUCAGUAAUAACGAAGAAGCAGCGCUGGAGCAAAUUAUUCGGGAAAUUAGCCUUUCGGGCAUCAAUGUGGUGGUCACUGGUAGCCAGAUAGGAGAUAUGGCUCUUCACUUUUGUGAAAAAUACUGUAUAAUGGUUGUCAGGGUCCAAUCAAAGUUCGAUCUUCGGAGAUUAAGUAAUGCCAUUGGCGCCACUCCACUUGCCCGGCUGGGGGCCCCCAUGGCGGAGGAGGUCGGGCGCUGUGACAGCAUUAAAUUGACGGAAAUUGGUGAUGAAAAUGUUGUGCUCUUCAGCCAAAACAAAUCCACUGUAGUCUCCACCAUUAUUUUGAGGGGCGCCACCUCCAACAUCUUGGACGACACCGAGAGAGCCAUCGACAGUGCUGUCAACACGUACAAGCAGCUUAGCAGGGACGCCAGGAUGAUUCCGGGGGCCGCUGCUUCGGAGUUGGAACUGGCAAGAAUGGUUAACCAAUACGGCACGAGCAUUUUGGGUCUUAGUCAAUACGCCGUCAAGAGUUUUGCCAAAGCAUUUGAGGUCAUCCCCACAACGCUGGCCCACAACGCAGGAAAAAAUUCCUCUGAGCUGCUCUCAAAGAUGCACGCCGUUCACAGCAGUGGAAGCGUCUGGGAUGGCUUGGAUGUUAAUGAUGAUGGCGUUUCCCUCUGCAAUGCGAAAGACGUUGGCAUUCUCGACCUUCUGAUCGCUAAACAUUAUGCAAUUCGGUUAGCCACAGAAGCAGCCACUACCAUUCUGAGCAUUGAUCAGAUCAUAAUGGCCCGGAAGUCGGGCGGCCCCAAGCCGCGUGACAACCCUAAUUGGGACGAAGACUAAAAUAAACACAACUCUCAUGCUUUUA
Molecule: messenger RNA, 1725 nt
Organism: Zophobas morio
Lineage: Eukaryota; Metazoa; Arthropoda; Insecta; Coleoptera; Tenebrionidae
Product: T-complex protein 1 subunit theta-like
Exons: 18
Coding region: 72-1700 (542 amino acids)
Biological process (GO): protein folding
Cellular component (GO): chaperonin-containing T-complex
Molecular function (GO): ATP-dependent protein folding chaperone; ATP binding; ATP hydrolysis activity
Source: RefSeq, a predicted model, not a curated record